Messenger RNA from Nasonia vitripennis (jewel wasp), 2028 nucleotides. Its product is annotated as tether containing UBX domain for GLUT4. Gene Ontology annotation, biological process: signal transduction. The transcript is spliced from 7 exons. Lineage: Eukaryota; Metazoa; Arthropoda; Insecta; Hymenoptera; Pteromalidae. Gene Ontology annotation, molecular function: protein binding. Bases 212 to 1798 code for a protein of 528 amino acids. The record is from RefSeq and is a predicted model, not a curated record.
UGCGGUUUCUGGCACAUCAGGCAGGACAGGCUUAUAAUGCGGCGAUAGAUACUCCGCAACUUUCUAGGUUAAAAUUGCGGCUCACACGACAUAUCAAAAAGUGUUGAUCGUAUAUACUUCUCAGCAAUUUUAUUUAAAAACUGAUCCAAGUGAAGGAAUCAAAUUUCAAUAUAUAAGGCUUUUCCAAUUGCAAGGAAUAAUCCACUAGAUAAUGGCCACUACCAGAAGUGUCUCUGUGCUUACUCCUAAUGGACGACGAUCAAUUGUAAAAGUUUCACCAAAUACUACAAUAAUACAGGUCCUUGAGGAAGUUUGCCAAGAGUAUAAGUUUAAACCAGAUCAUUAUGAUUUAAGACAUUACAAUCGAAUACUUGACAUUAAUUUAGUUUUUCGCUAUGCAAACAUACCAAAUAAUGCAAGCCUGGAAAUGAUUAGAUGUAAAAUUCCAAGGAAAUUAUCAAAUGUGACAAUAUGUAUUCAAUUGGAAAGUGGUGAUCGACUCACAGGGGUAUUUCCUCCUACUGAAAAUAUUGAAAAUAUUUUCAAACAACUCACAGUUGAGUAUAAUGUUGAGUCUGCUGUUGUUGUUUAUACGCAAAGAGAAAUUUAUGGUAAAUACUUUGCAACUGUAACUCUAAAGUCUCUGGGAUUAGUAGGUGGAAAAGCACUUUUUAGACUACUUCAUCGUGAUCCAGAGAAAUUAAAAGAACAAGCUCAUGUCUAUGUACCAUCAAAACCAAACGUUUCUAAAACUGAAGAAAAUGAAGAAGAGAAACCAAAAUCCAAACCAGCUUCAAUUAUAAAUUCCAAUAAGAAUAAAAUUAUAGAUCCUGUUUCCAUCAUCAAAGCAGAGAAACAAAGUGCUCACUCACCAAAAGAUACAAUAAUAGAGAAUAAGAUCAAAAGUAAAUUUGAAGAAAAUAAAACAGAUGAAAAUAAAGUUUGUGCCUCAACAAGUAUUGGUAACCAAGUUAAAAUGGAAGAGGAAACUCCCAUAGAAGUUGAUGGUAAUCCUGGAAUAGAAGUGAAAAAAGAGGAAGAGCCUCAAAUUGAAAAUGAGCCACAAGUUCACAUUCUGGGGGAAAGAAGUGCUUUACUCUUCAAUCAAUCGUGUACAAGAUCUGUUCACCCAGCUGACAUCCCUGAUGAAUUCUUUGAACUGACAGUAGACGAUGCAAAAACUUUAUUUCGUGAUGCUAGAAAAAUGGUAUCAACCCACAACGAUUCUCCUCUUUUGACUUCAGCUCUAAGAGAAUUGGAAAAAGAUAAGCAAAAGCUGAAUCGCUUGCACAAAUAUCCAAAGACUAUCAUUCGCAUUCAGUUUCCAAAUGCUCUUGUUCUCCAAGGUCUCUUCAAUCCUGUUGAAACAGUACAAACUGUCAAAGAUUUUGUUAAAAGCUAUCUUGAAUAUCCGGAAACCGACUUUUCACUUUAUACAGCACCACCAAAAUGUGAUUUGAAUGCUGAGGAUCAUUUGAUCGAUCUAGAUCUAGUUCCAAGUGCUAUUGUUUAUUAUGCAGGUACAUCUGAUCUCAAGCCAGAUAUCAAAUAUAAAUUAACCGAUCCCACAGCAGUCAAUGAACUGACGGUCAAAACUAGAUCAAACAUGAUAAGAAAGGACACCGAAUCUAUGAUAGCCGAUGAACCAGAAGUCAGUGCGCACUCAUCAACUUCGGCAACGGUGUUGAGAGCCGUGGAUUCGACCAGCAAUGGUAGCAUUGAGCAACAACCAGGGCCCAGCCGUCCACAGCCCGAAAAAAGUCAAGCACCCAAAUGGUUCAAACUCUCCUCUAAAUAACCCUAAGGUUUACAUAUUUCAAAAAACUGGAGGUUCUUCAAACUUCUUAGGGUUUUUGUUUAGCUUAAUUGCCUUGGGUACAUGACUGAAACGUUUAUAACAGUGUCUUGUUAGAUAGUUUUACUUUUAUUUUUAUGCGCUGUAUUAUAUAAGGAUUUAAAUAAAAGACUGUAUAUAUUUGUAAUUUUUAUUAUUCUCAAUUGUCAUUAAAAUGCAUUUACGAAAAUCCA